Messenger RNA from Oryza sativa Japonica Group (Japanese rice), 4809 nucleotides. RefSeq names its product receptor-like serine/threonine-protein kinase ALE2. Lineage: Eukaryota; Viridiplantae; Streptophyta; Magnoliopsida; Poales; Poaceae. The record is from RefSeq and is a predicted model, not a curated record. Gene Ontology annotation, molecular function: protein kinase activity; ATP binding. Gene Ontology annotation, biological process: protein phosphorylation.
GACGCAGAUCGGCUGUUAGGAUGGGUUUCAGAUUCAGAUAAACCCACCACCAUCACAUUCUGCAAUCAAAUUCGAAUUGCAAAUGCAGAUCAAAACGCCAGAAUCCGAUGUCUGCUCAUUUACUUACUACGCUGGGAGGGAGCAGCCGUGCGUGCUUGGUGAUCGGUGAUGGUCGACGCGCCCUCGUGAUCAACCGACAAAGCCGUGGCACGAGGAGAGAGAGAGAGAGAGAGAGAGAGAGAGAGAGAGAGGGAGAGGGAUUUCUAGGGUUCUUGCUGCUGCUGUGCAUACUCCGAUCCCAUCCAACCCACCGAUUUCGCAACAGUAAAUAAAGUAAUCAGUGAGAAAGAACGGGGACCAGGCUGUCGAUGCAGGAGAGGAGAGUGACCCCCCACAACACAGACCAAGAAUCUACAGCGAGAGGGACAGACAGACAGGCACUCUGAUGCAUGAGAGAGAGGACGAGCUUGCAUCUCUGAGGGUGUUUCUUGGGGGUGAAUAGUUUACUUAGCCCCAAGCAAAGAUUCCUGCUUUGUUCUUUCUUUCUUCCUGAUUAGUUGGUUAAUCCUUCAUCUUUCAUCAGCUUAUGAUGAUCUGGGUAGUGGUGGAGGGAGGAGUGCAGGGGCAGCAAGCAAGGAAUGUUUACUGUGCUGGUUCUUGCAUCUUGACCCAAAGCUCUCUCCUUCUUCUUAAUCUCCUCUUCUUCUGUUGCUAAUUUCUCACUAAUUUAUUCCUUAGCUACCACUAGUCCACUGCCUUGUGGUGUACUGUACUGUACUAACCAGUAACCACUAGUGGUACUAGUACAAGCUUUGCUUGGCUAACCCCUCUUCUGCCGCCUCCUCAUUGCCCUCUUCUUCUCCCUCCCCACAUGGGAGUGUGGCUGCUCAUGGCGUGGUGCCAAAAUGGCGGUCAGGCCCCGUCGCCUUCCUGCGGGAGGAGGAGCGGCGCCGCGCGCCACCCGAGAUGGUUGUGAUCUGUGAUUCUCUCGCAUUUUGGCGCGGCUGUUCUUGAGUUGGCUGUUCUUGGUGUGAGGCGCAAUAGGGGAGGAAGGGCGAGAUGCGGUCGCUCGCUUGUUGCGCGGUGCUUCUUCUCGCUUCGGUUCUUGGAUCUACAGGUGAGACGAGCUCCGGGCAUUCGCCAUGGUUUUCAGGUACUGAUCUGGGUCCUUCUCCUGUGGUCGCUAACUCGCCAGAUGCUCAAGAUCAAACUUCUAGCCCUCCUGAACCUACAAUCGCCCUCGGUCCAGUAACUCUUCCAACAGCACCCUCUGCUCCAUCAGCAAGCCCUCCUGUGGCGAAGGGCGCUGUCAGCCCAGCUGUUCCCACUCGACCACAAAAUGCGCCUACUCCAGUAACACCCCCUAAAGAAUAUAAUGCGCCUCCUCCAGUUGAGCUUACGCCUCCUGCUCCCACUCAUGUGGCGCCAGUAGCUCCCCCGCAAGCUGCAGUUGAAAAUCCUGCACCAGUGCUUCCUGGGACACCUGCUUUGUUGCCUUCUGUUCAGGCUCCUGCUCCAUCUGUGGCCAGGAAUCCUAAUCUACCGAUAGUGCAACCUCCUUCUGUGAACAAUCCACCAAGCAGACCAAUUGGAUCAGGGAAUGGCGUCCCUCCGUAUCCACCACCUCAAAGAAGUUUACCUGCCAUUCCUCCUUCCACUUCAGGAGUUCCGCGAGAAAGUGUAAAACCUCCAGUUGCACCACCUAUUAUUGCACAAGCACCACGUCAGCAAGCACUGGCACCAAGUAGUGACCAUAGCAAUGGAAACUCAGUGCCCCCAGCAAAUACAUCACCUCCCCAUAAGAAUAGUCAUAUUCCACGUGCACUGCCACCAAAGGAAUCCAGUAGUCAAACUGGCACAGCUCACAAACCGCCAAUUAGAGGAUCAGCACCUGCAGAAACUCCUUUGCCCCAGAACACAAAUAUGCCAGCAGUCCCAAAGAAUGGAUCAUCAGUUUCUCAUGACCGACCCCCUUCAACAGUAGCUGCUCCUAAACCAGCAACUUCUAGCAGAUACCAUGGUCGGGGUGGGGCACCGAAGAAAGGAGAACACCUUCCAUUUGCCCCAUCUUAUCCACCAUCUCAUGCUCAAGGUCCUGAGAACUCACGGGCUCCAAGGCAGUCUGGGGCUAAAAGGCAAAAGCACCAUGCACCUCCACCUAUGUUUCGAGGCCAUACGAACUUGCCUGCGUAUUCUCCAUCUUCUGCACCAGUGUCAUCAAGGACUCCCACUCAUUCAAACAAAAGGCCUCAUAUUUCUCCAACCAUGCCACCAAUCCCUCCCCAACCAGGGCCGAAAGCACCAUCAGCCCAUCCUAUUUGGGCAUUACCUCCACCACCGCCUAAUCUAGAUUGCAAUUCAUUAGCAUGCCCAGAGCCUCUAACAGAUCCACCUGCGGGAGCCCCAUGUGUUUGUGUUCUACCAAUCAAAGUUGGAGUCCGCUUAAGUGUUGAUCUGUAUUCAUUCUUUCCAUUGGUAUCUGAUUUUGCGGAAGAAGUGUCAUCUGGGGUAAAUAUGGCACAGAGACAGGUUCGUGUUAUGGGUGCAAAUGUAGCUGGUGAUCAGCCUGACAAGACAGUAGUUCUUGUUGACCUAGUACCAAUGCAAGUGAAGUUUGACAAUGCUACUGCUUUUUUAACGUUUGAAAACUUAUGGAGCAAAAAAAUUUCCCUAAAACCAUCAGUUUUUGGGGACUACGAGAUUCUGUAUGUUGUAUAUCCAGGGCUUCCUCCUUCUCCACCUUCAGCACCGGAAAGUGUUGGUGACGGGGCAUUUGGAAACAACAGAAAUGCAAGGGCAAUGAAGCCUCUCGGGGUUGAUGUAGGCAGGCCCAAAAAAAGAGUCAACGGCAGCCUAAUUGCUAUUGCCGUCUUGUCUACUGUUAUAGCAUUGAUUAUUUGCACUCUAGCUGCAUGGUUGCUGAUAAUCAGAUUCAGGGGUUCGGAUGGCUUGGCUCAAAGAUUUCCACAUAGCGCACUUCCAAAAUUUUCCAGAUCAUCUGGUACAGGUCAAACACUGUUAGCUGGUCGCUAUAGUUCACCAUCAGGUCCAUCAGGUUCAUUGGGCUCAAGUAUCGCAACAUAUGCAGGACAGGCAAAGACAUUCAAAUUUGCUGAGAUUGAGAAGGCCACAAACAGCUUUGAUGAUUCAACAGUACUUGGAGAGGGUGGCUUCGGAUGUGUCUACCAGGGCACGCUUGAAGAUGGAACCAGGGUUGCAGUAAAGGUUCUGAAGAGGUAUGAUGGCCAAGGCGAGAGAGAGUUCUUGGCUGAGGUUGAGAUGCUGGGACGCUUGCAUCACCGAAAUUUGGUCAAGUUGUUAGGCAUAUGUGUAGAGGAGAACGCAAGAUGUCUGGUUUAUGAACUUAUUCCGAAUGGCAGUGUAGAAUCCCAUUUGCAUGGAGUGGAUCUUGAGACAGCACCACUCGAUUGGAAUGCCCGCAUGAAGAUAGCCUUGGGGGCUGCACGAGCUCUUGCAUAUUUACACGAAGAUUCAAGCCCUUGUGUGAUUCAUCGUGAUUUUAAGUCAAGCAACAUCCUAUUGGAGCAUGAUUUCACACCGAAAGUGUCUGAUUUCGGACUGGCCAGGACUGCAAGGGGGGAGGGGAACCAGCACAUCUCCACUCGUGUCAUGGGAACAUUUGGAUAUGUUGCACCGGAGUAUGCCAUGACAGGACAUCUCCUUGUCAAGAGCGAUGUGUACAGCUAUGGAGUAGUGUUGCUUGAGCUCCUCACCGGUAGAAAGCCAGUGGACAUGUCUAGGCCCGGGGGGCAAGAAAACCUAGUUUCAUGGGCUCGCCCGCUUCUGACCAAUGUGGUAAGCCUACGUCAAGCUGUUGAUCCACUUCUUGGCCCUAACGUACCCCUGGACAAUGUCGCAAAAGCAGCUGCCAUCGCAUCAAUGUGUGUACAACCUGAGGUUGCGCAUCGCCCGAGCAUGGGUGAAGUAGUGCAGGCCUUAAAACUUGUUUGCAGUGACGGUGAUGAGGGCCUCGGAUCAGGAAGUUUCAGCCAGGAAUUGGCGGCACAAGCUGCAGCAAUCUAUGAUGUAACUGGCAUGGAAGCUGAGAGGGUGCUGUUAUCUGAGAUGUUUGGCUCAACCCCUGUCUUCACUCCCGCUGCGGAUUCAGGUUCUUUCCGAAAGCAGUCCAGCUCAGGUCCACUGAUGACAGGCAAGAACAGAAAGUUCUGGCAGAGAUUGCGAAGCCUAUCAAGAGGGAGUAUGAGUGAGCAUGGUGCCUCACCAGAUUUUGAGACGCGCUCGCAGUGUAGUAAUAGGUGAGGUUUUUUUCUGUUCCCUUUUCAAUCUUGCGAAGAUAAAUAUUCAGUUGAAUGGAAAUAGAGAGUUUUCAGGCCUAGUUUCUGUACAUUACUCAUGUGGAGAUAAAAGGCUGUAUAGUUCAGAAAUCAGGAUAGUAGCAGGGCAGAGCUUGAGCUGUGGAGUAUUCAAGGAUUUAAUGAGAUGAGCUCAGAUUUGGUUCCAUACUAGGUUUGUCUGCAUUUGGAUUUGUGAUGUCGUCUCUUUUUCAGCUUGUCAGUUUGAGUUCAUUUGUGAUUUUCUUUGUUUUCUUUUUGGUUUGAGUUAUGAUUAGUUGUUUGGUAGGAACUGUUGAUGUAUAGAUUCAGACUACAUUUAGAAAUGCAUUUGUUGCAAUGAAGAUGAUAAGCUUCUUUUUUUCUGGCUAGUUGCAGCUUCUGGCUGAUUCCACUUGUUUCAGAAGAAACUGCCAUGUAAAUCUGACAGAAUUGCUUCUGUUCUUCCAUACCUCUAACCCAGUGGAUGAUGCUGCUGCAUCAGCAACUUGCGAGA